AAACUGUCGAAAAUUCAUGGUGAAAUUUAAUUUAAUAUUAAUAGUGACAAGUAAGUUCUAAAAAAUGUUAGGUAGUGAGAAGUUAUUUUUCUUAGCCUGUUUAUUUACGCUCAAUCACGGUGACACGAUCGGAUCCAAUCAAUAUGUAUCUGAAAUACCGCAAUACGCGGAAAAUUUAGUACCAGACGCUGGUGCACCAAAUUUCCCGGUCAUUCGUUUGAACUUGGGAUAUGUAAGAGGUCAAUGGUUGACCUCUGCACGUGGUAGAAGAUUCGCGGCAUACAAGGGAAUACCUUACGCCCAAUCACCACUGGGGAAUCUCCGUUUCGAACCACCGCAAGAAAAGAAGCCUUGGCAAGGUAUUCGGAACGCUUUUAACCACGGACCUCAAUGCCCUCAACUACUCUAUCUAGUGAACAAAAUCGUUGGCAACGAGGACUGUCUCUAUAUGAAUGUCUACGUACCCCAGGCAAACGGAAGCCACGAGCCAAGAAAUUCCAACGACCAACUGCUGCCGGUGAUUUUCUUCAUCCAUGGUGGGGCGUGGGUUCUCGGAGCCGGGGACAUGGAUGACUACCUCUAUGGUCCGGACAUAAUAAUGGAUGAAGACGUGAUUCUUGUGACGAUAAAUUACCGCCUCGGAGCCUUGGGUUUUCUGUAUCUACAGGACACGAUUCCGGGGAACAUGGGAAUGAAGGAUCAGUCGAUGGCGCUUAAAUUAAUACAAAAAAACGCAAGGUCCUUCGGCGGAGAUCCGAACCGAAUCGUUAUCAUGGGAGAAAGCGCUGGCGGUGCUUCUGCCGAACUUCAUUCACUGAAUCCAGAAUCGAGGAAGAUCAUGUUUGGCGCAAUUGCUCAGAGUGGUUCGGCCCUUGCUCCUUGGGCCUGGACCAGACCCGACGUCCUGAAUGUCAGAGCCCGUCGUUUGGCCGCGCUUUUGAGAUGUCCAACCAACGUGCAGCCUGGUGAUAUCCUUGAAUGUCUGAAGAGAGCCCAUCCCGCAGAAAUCGUUCGCUAUCAGAUCUUCACCGAUUGGUCGAUUCUGCAAAUUCCCAUCGGAAUCUCUUUCACGCCAACCGCUGAGCCGAAAGGAACGCCAAAUAUAUUUCUCGACGACUGUCCAAGGAACCUUUUGAUUCGGCUUCAAGACUCCCAUCCGAAGGUACCCUAUUUGACAGGAUACAACACUGUGGAGGGUCAAUUGUUCAGCAAAAUAGGUGUUGGCCUGAUCGAUUCUGUCCUACAAUCAAUUGUCAGAAGACUAACAGGUCUUCCUAAAGAACCGAUGACCGUCGCGUAUCUCAGGACGAAACCCAUCCUCAAACAGCCGACACCGAAAAUUAUCGAUAACGUUUUAGGUGAUUGGCAGUUCAAAGGUCCGAUCAUAGACUCGGCUCGAUAUCACUAUUCGGGCGGAUCCAACGUCUUCCUUUACCAUUUCUCGUACAGCGGAAGGAAUAACUUCGUCAAACUCUUCUGGGACAGCAGCCAAGCGCCAACGCACAUGGACGAGCUGACUUAUUUGUUCAAGGGACGUGGAUUGUUCGGAAAGCUGCCCAUAUUGGAGAACGCGUCACCGGAAGCGGCGGUUUCCCAGCGUCUAUUGCGAAUGUGGACUAACUUUGCUAAAACUGGUAACCCAACACCGGGGAACAGCACCGGAGUCGACAUUUACUGGCCCUCGAGGCCGUCGAAGCUGCUUCUCAUCGGGGCAGACUUGAAGAUACGAGAUUCUCCACUUCAAACGAGUUGGAGCAGUUUUCUCGACCAGCAAUGCUUCCAGUAAGUCUACAAUCCGUUGGUGAAAAAUGUUUAUGCUAAGAAACUGUGAACCAUACGCUUUGAUAAAUAAUAUUCAAUAAAUAAGCUACGGUUAUGCGACACGGACGUCUUCAGU
Molecule: messenger RNA, 1897 nt
Organism: Diprion similis
Lineage: Eukaryota; Metazoa; Arthropoda; Insecta; Hymenoptera; Diprionidae
Product: juvenile hormone esterase-like
Exons: 7
Coding region: 65-1786 (573 amino acids)
Source: RefSeq, a predicted model, not a curated record